Nicotiana tabacum (common tobacco) is the source of this 1979-nucleotide messenger RNA. Its product is annotated as deoxyribodipyrimidine photo-lyase. The record is from RefSeq and is a predicted model, not a curated record. Gene Ontology annotation, biological process: photoreactive repair. NCBI's taxonomy places the organism in Eukaryota, Viridiplantae, Streptophyta, Magnoliopsida, Solanales, Solanaceae. Gene Ontology annotation, molecular function: deoxyribodipyrimidine photo-lyase activity.
CUCAGCUGUACGAAAACCUAAACACGAAGCUCACCAAUGGUUCACACGAAAACCCUUUAACCUACUCAAUCCGGCGCACGUUAGCACAGUUGUUGUUUGGCCGUGUUUCUCCCAUGGCAUCUCCGAUCCCUGUCGUUCAGUCGGGUCGGAUCCGGGUUCUGAAGCAAGGAUCAGGACCGUUGGUUGGACCGGUAGUGUACUGGAUGUUCAGAGAUCAACGAAUAAGAGAUAACUGGGCAUUAAUCCACGCCGUUGAUGAGGCUAACAAAGCAAAUGUACCAGUAGCUAUUGCUUUCAAUUUGUUCGAUCAGUUCUUAGGUGCAAAAGCUAGACAAUUAGGGUUUAUGCUUAGAGGCCUUCAAAAACUUCAUAGCAACCUCGAAAGUACUCUUCAAAUUCCCUUUUUUCUAUUUCAGGGAGAAGCUGUAGACACAAUUCCCAAUUUUCUGAAAGAAUGUGGAGCUUCUCUUCUAGUAACGGAUUUCUCACCUUUGAGGGAUGUGAGGAGCUGGAAAGAAAAAGUUUGUGAGAGUGUGAGUGAAUCGGUAACAGUACACGAGGUUGAUGCGCACAAUGUUGUUCCUGUUUGGGUGGCAUCAAAUAAAUUAGAAUACAGUGCUAAAACCAUACGGGGUAAAAUAAAUAAGCUGCUUCCUGAGUAUCUAAUCGAAUUACCUGCAAUAGGGCCUCCCAAGAUAAAGUGGUCGUCUUCAAACCCUCCAAUAGAUUGGCCAAAACUAAUUGCCGAUGUCGUAAGGAAAGGAGCAGAAGUUCCUGAACUUGAAUGGUGUGAACCAGGUGAAGAUGCUGCAUUGGAAGUGCUUAUGGGAAGUAAAAAUGGGUUCCUGACAGUUAGGUUGAAGAAUUAUUCAACAGACCGGAACAACCCUCUGAAACCCCAAGCACUUUCUGGUCUCUCUCCUUAUUUGCACUUUGGGCAGAUGUCAGCACAGCGAUGUGCUGUAGAAGCAAGCAAAGUUCGGAAACUUUAUACCCAGGCAGUUGACACAUUUCUGGAGGAAUUGAUUGUGCGCAGAGAGCUUGCUGAUAAUUUCUGCUACUACCAGCCUCGAUAUGAUUCAUUACUGGGUGCAUGGGAAUGGGCACGCAAAACCUUGAUGGAACAUGCAUCUGAUAAGCGUGAACAUAUAUACACGCGAGAGCAAUUGGAGAAGGCACAAACUGCAGACCCUCUUUGGAAUGCUUCUCAGUUAGAGAUGGUUCAUUAUGGGAAAAUGCAUGGUUUUAUGAGGAUGUAUUGGGCUAAAAAGAUUCUUGAAUGGACAAGUGGACCGGAAGAAGCUCUGGCUAUCACAAUAUAUUUGAAUGACAAGUAUCAUAUAGAUGGAAGGGAUCCUAGUGGUUAUGUUGGAUGCAUGUGGUCAAUAUGUGGCCUACACGACCAGGGUUGGAGAGAGCGUCCCGUAUUUGGGAAAAUACGGUACAUGAACUAUGCAGGUUGCAAGAGGAAAUUCAAUGUGGAUGGAUAUAUUUCAUACGUUAAAAGACUAGUAGGUGAAAGCAAGAAAAGAAAAGCAGAAGUAUAUUUCGACAACAAGGCAAAGGAACUGCGUAGUUAGCAUUUUGAGCUCCCCAAACCUGUUAUUUUAUGGAUACUAACUACUGAUUUGAAGGAACUAUUAUAUCCCCAAGGGCGAAAACUUACAUUAAAAUCAUGGAUUGUUUGGCAAAAUAUAAUGUACGUCAUUGUAAUAUUUCCCUUUCCCUUUUUCCUUCCCGAGUGAGGGUCUGCCGGAAACAGUCUCUCUGUCUUUUUAAAGGCAGAGACAAGGUAUGCGUACACUCUACCUUCCCCAGACCCCAUUUGUGGGAUCACAGUGGGUUUGUUGUUGUCAUUGUACUAUUUGACGAUUCACUCCACUUUUUUGUUUACACUGGGUUUGUUGUUGUUGUCAUUGUACUAUUUGACUAUGCACUCCACUUUUUUGUUACUUGGAAAAAAUAAUACGUACUAGUUU